Coccidioides posadasii C735 delta SOWgp is the source of this 12142-nucleotide messenger RNA. The record is from RefSeq and is a predicted model, not a curated record. Lineage: Eukaryota; Fungi; Ascomycota; Eurotiomycetes; Onygenales; Onygenaceae.
AUGUACAUGACAACCGACAGUUGGUGCGGGUUUUGUUUGGUAUUACUUGCAAUCAAAAGGUCCAUUCAACUGGACGCCAUCGACUUCUCUCCUUCACCGCAGUGGCACAGUAUCUCGCACUCAACUAUGGGGAGCGUACCUCUCUCUAAAGGUGAAGAACCUAUCGCCGUCAUCGGAAGCGCCUGCCGUUUCCCGGGUUCUUUGAAUACUCCCUCGAAAUUCUGGGACUUUCUGCGAAAGCCUCAUGAUCUUCUCACCAAUAUUCCUAGCGAGAGAUUCAAUCCUGAUGGGUUCUAUCACCCCAAUGGGAUGCACCAUGGAACCUCGAAUGUCAAGCAAUCCUACUUGCUUCAGGAGGACCACCGUUUUUUCGAUGCAGGGUUUUUCAACAUCAAACCAGUCGAGGCCCAUUCGAUUGAUCCUCAACAACGCCUGCUAUUGGAAACGGUCUACGAGUCUCUUGAGGCGGCAGGAUUAUCAAUUGAGGGCCUUUCCGGCUCCCAAACUGGUGUCUAUGUUGGUUUGAUGUGCGAGGACUAUAUUGAUCACCUCCAGCGCGACAUAAAUACGGCACCGACUUAUCUGCCAACUGGGACUGCACGAAGCAUCGUAUCCAACCGUAUCUCUUACUUUUUCAACUGGCAUGGUCCAUGUAUGACUAUCGACACAGCUUGCUCUUCCAGUUUGGUUGCUGUACACCAGGCCGUCCAACUUUUGCGGAGUGGAGAAUCUGAUCUCGCUGUUGCCGCUGGCGCGAAUCUUAUCCUGACUCCCGAGCUCUACAUCGGCGAAGCCAAACUUAAAAUGCUUUCUCCGGGUAGCCGAUCUCGAAUGUGGGAUGCUGAUGCCGAUGGUUAUGCCAGAGGAGAUGGAGUUGCUGCAGUAAUUCUGAAGAGGCUUAGUCGGGCAUUAGAAGACGGUGACCAUAUUGAGUGCAUUAUUCGUGAAACGGGCGUCAAUCAAGAUGGUCGGACAAAGGGAAUUACUAUGCCCAAUGAGCUUGCGCAAAUGGAUUUGAUUGCUCAAACGUAUGCAAAAGCAGGGCUGAAUCCCUGCAACAGAGAGGACCGCUGUCAGUAUUUCGAAGCUCAUGGUACUGGAACCACAGCAGGUGAUGCUCGUGAAGCGGAGGCUAUUAGUAAAGCUUUUUUCGGACCCGAGGGAAAAGCUCAGGACAAUGAGGACCUGUUGUACGUCGGCUCCGUGAAAACGGUUAUUGGCCACACGGAAGGCACUGCAGGGGUUGCUGGCCUUAUCAAGGCCUCUCUCGCCGUACAACACGGUAUUAUUCCGCCUAAUAUGCUCUUCAAUACUCUCAGUCCUGCUGUUGAACCAUUCUACAAUAACCUCGAGAUAGCUACAGUUGCAAAACCGUGGCCUAAAGUAACGGGUCCUCGGAGAGCUAGUGUCAACAGUUUCGGUUUCGGCGGGACAAAUGCUCACGCUAUUGUUGAGAGCUUUGUCCGUCCACCAAAGGGCGAACACGGUCCCAUUUCGUUCACACCUUUUGUAUUUUCGGCUGCAACUGAUCAGGCACUGCAGAAGAUGCUUGUCGCUUACUCUACGUAUUUAAAAUCUUAUCCAAACUUGAACCUCAGAGACCUUUCCUAUACUUUACACAGAAGAUCAGAACUUGCUGUGAGGGUUGCCUUCGCGGCGACAUCCAUUGGCGACCUUAUUUCGGCCAUCGACACACACCUGGAGACCGCCGCAGACAAUUCUCAUCCGGGAUCUGGGGUUGGCAUUCGCCCGUCCAACAGUCCGCCUCGCAUACUUGGGAUAUUUACCGGCCAGGGUGCUCAAUGGGCGACAAUGGGACGUCAAUUAAUUUCAAAAUCUCAAUAUGCUUGGGACUUUAUUGCGGGCCUUGACCACGUCCUCCAAAGUUUGCCUGAGCCUGAUCGCCCGGGUUGGUCCAUUCUGGACGAACUAGAAGCCGAUUCUUCAAACUCACGGCUUGAUGAAGCUUUAAUAUCACAACCGCUGUGCACUGCUAUUCAGCUUCUUUUGGUCGAGCUGUUAUAUAAUGUUGGCAUCAAGUUUAAAGCUGUUGUCGGUCAUUCUUCCGGAGAAAUAGCUGCGGCCUAUGCCGCGGGGAUUAUAUCGCGCGAUGCCGCUAUCAAAGUAGCGUUCUACCGAGGUCAUUUUACAUCGCUCGCGGGAACCGACCAACCUGGUGCUAUGAUGGCUGUUGGAACAUCGUACGAAGAUGCAAAGGAUCUUUGCGACUCCGAGAUGUUUGAAGGCCGGCUUUGCGUUGCUGCUUGCAAUUCCUCCUCCAGCGUUACUCUUUCGGGAGAUGCCGAUGCCAUGUCGUAUGCCAAAGUUAUCUUCGAAGAUGAAAAGAAGUUUGCCAGACUUCUAAAAGUUGAUAAGGCUUACCAUUCACAUCACAUGUUCCCAUGCAGCAGUCCGUAUGUUGAAGCGCUCCAUAGCUCACAAAUCCAACUUCACGAGCCGGAGAACGAAUGUGCUUGGUUUUCAAGUACCUUCCAAGGUAGACGGAUGCAAGCAUGCGAUGAAUUACUGGGGACUUAUUGGAAAGAUAAUAUGGUUAAACCUGUUCUGUUUUCUCAAGCAAUAGCGGCGGCUACAGAGAACGAGGGCCCUUUUAACCUUGCGAUCGAAAUCGGACCGCACCCAGCUUUGAAAGGGCCUGCUCUCCAAACGCUGCAGGAUAUAUACGGAUCGGGGUUGCCUUACACUAGUCCACUGAGUCGAGGCUCUGAUGACGUGACCGCUUUAGCAAACUCCCUUGGAUAUAUUUGGACCCAUUUCGCUCCAUCUCUCGUUGACUUUAACCGAUAUGACAAUAUCCUUUUUGCAAACGAGGAUCGACAGCUAUUGAAAGGGUUGCCGACUUAUACCUGGGACCAUGAUCGAGUUUAUUGGCAUGAAUCUCGUAUUUCUAGAGCACACCGACUACGCAGUACGGUGCAUCAUCCGCUUCUGGGGACCAGAUUACCUGACGGUAUUAAAGAAGAGAUACGCUGGCGCAAUCUUUUGAAACCAAGUGAAUUGUCAUGGAUCCAUGGUCAUCAGUUACAGGGACAGAUGGUAUUCCCUGCCGCAGGGUAUAUCUCUACAGCGAUUGAAGCUGCGCUCUCCCUUGCGGGCAAUUUGCCAACCUCUAUCAUCGAGGUUAGCAAUUUCGUUAUCGGGCGCCCAUUGACUUUUGACGAUAAUGAAUCCGGAAUUGAGACUUUGUUUACCCUUUUCAACAUAUCAAGAGAAGAGGGUAAUUUUUCUGCUUCAUUCAGCUAUCAUGCGUGCACAAAUCAGGAAGCAGAUGCUUUGUCGAGCUUAGCCACCGGGACAAUUGUGGUGACUACCGGUGACCCGCGGUCAAAUUUGUUGCCCGCUCGGGGCCCAGAGCGACCAAAUAUGAUUCCCGUUCCCAAAGAUCAAUUUUAUCAGUCGCUUGAUGAUUUGGGUUAUGGAUACAGCGGCGAUUUUAGGUCUCUAGGCUCUAUGAAAAGAAAACUGGACAUUGGGUCCGCAACCGUGACUGUCCCAUCACAGGAACCCCAUGAGGUUUUACUCGUGCACCCAGCGCUACUCGAUGCUGCCUUCCAGUCAAUCUUUCUUGCCUAUUGGUGGCCAAAUGAUGGAAGCCUGGAACAGCUGUAUGUGCCAACGAGAAUUAAAAACAUUCGAAUCGAUGUCUCCCUGUGCCAAGAAAGCAUGGCUCCUGGAAAUUUGCUGCCCGUUGAUUCUCAUAUUAUGGAGAAUCCUUUAACGUCCAGUGGCAUAUUAGGCGAUGUCGAUAUAUUUGGUGCUGAUGAGCGGUCUAUGGCAAUACAAGUCGAAGGCGUUACCGUUGUCCCAUUUUCCGAAGGAGGCCCGCAAUAUGAUCGCCAAAUGCUAUCAGAACAUAUCUGGGGACCGGCAUCUCCGGAUGCGGAGCUGGCAACAACCAGGCGCGCAACGACGGAAGACUACGAAUUAGCGUGGUGCUUGGAGCGCAUCUCGGCAUACUAUAUGCAAAAGAUCGUAAGCGGGAUUAAACCAGAAGAUAGAAAUGGUAUCGAGUGGCACCAUAAGGCUCUUUUCGAAUUUUUCGAGAGCGUUCUCGCACAAACUCGGAAAGGACGACAGCCGUAUAUCAGAAAGGAAUGGCUGAACGACACUUGGGAGGACAUAUCUGCUAUACUAGAUAGGUACCCUGAUAGUAUCGAGAUCAAACUUAAUCACACCGUUGGUCAGAAUUUGGUAUCUGCAAUUCGCGGUGAAACAAAUAUCUUGCAGCAUCUACUUGAAGACAAUCUCUUAAAUAGAUAUUACACGGAUGCGCUCGGUAUCAGAGAAAACACGGAGUUUCUCGCGAAAACAGUUUCCCACGUCGCGCAUCGCUACCCUCAUAUGGAUAUUCUUGAGAUAGGUGCUGGUACAGGCGGAGCCACGAAAUCAAUUUUACCGCUAAUCAAUCACGCGUUCUCAUCCUAUACAUUCACAGAUAUUUCGACUGGCUUUUUCGAAGCUGCCCAAGAUAUCUUCACUGAAUAUUCCGGGAAAAUGGUGUUCAAAGCCUUGGAUGUCGAAAAAGAUAUCGUUGAGCAAGGCUUUUCAGAGCAUUCAUAUGAUUUGAUCAUUGCCUCCUUGGUUCUUCAUGCUACCGCCAAGCUCGAGCAGACAAUGGAAAAUACGCGUCGGCUUUUGCGUCCUGGAGGUUAUCUGAUAAUGCUCGAAGUAACAAGCAACGACGUUAUCAGAGUUGGUUUCGCCAUGAGCGGACUUCCAGGAUGGUGGUUGGGUCGGCCGGAUGGCCGCUUACUAUCACCAUGUGUCUCGGCUACUGAAUGGCAUCGUGUGCUUCUUAAGACUGGAUUCUCCGGCAUUGAUUCCAUGACUCCAGAAGCAGAUAUUUUGCCGCGGCCAAUUUCCGUUCUUGUGUCACAAGCAGUCGAUAGCCAGGUGGAAUUUCUUCGGGAGCCAUUGUUACAUGCCAGUCAGUACCUUCAGUCCGAGGACUGGGAGCUGGUCAUUCUAGGGGGCCAAACUAUGCGCACAAUUGUUCUGAUCGAUGAGAUUCGCCGACUCCUCUCGCCUAUGGCAAUCCAGAUCCGUCAGAUUCGCUCCCUCAACGAUGUCAGCUCAGCGCAUAUUGCCCCCACGAGUUUUGUCCUUAGCGUUACUGAACUGGACAAGCCAAUCUUUAAAGACUUUACCGAGGAAAUCAUGGCCGGCCUCAAAACAUUAUUUGAUUACCAGAGAGUAUUUCUGUGGGUGACUCAAGGCUGUAGGGCAGAUGAGCCUUACAUGAAUAUGACAGUUGGAUUUGGGCGCACACUGGCUUUGGAGGCUCCUGACCUGCGGCUACAAUUUCUCGAUCUAGACAUAAAUGAAAAGCCAAACGCCAAGGCUCUCGUGGAAGCUCUGCUGAGAUUGCACUUCAGGCAGAACGACAACGCUUUGUGGUCUAUUGAACAGGAGCUUGCAUACGAAGGCCGUAGGUUGGUUAUCCCACGUUUGAUGCCAAACAAGGCCCAAAACCAUCGCUACAAUGCGUCAAAACGCACCAUUCUCCACGCGGUAAACCCUCAAAUCACGCCAGUCUACCUAAACAAUUCCGCCGGCGCUUAUUAUUUAACAGAAGGAAGCUGUACGCCACAAAGCAAUGAAAUCAUUGUGAAAGUCAGCCAUUCUCUUUUAUUGCCGCUCGCAACCCCGGUUUAUGCUAUUAUUGGAAUUGAUACCUCAACCGAUAAGACAGUCCUGUCAAUCUCGGAUAGGAACGGUUCGUACAUCACUGCUGAUCCCAGAGAUUUAAUUGAUUGCGCGUCUGUUAAGGACAAAGAAGGCCGGCUCUUAUCUCUAUUGGAUAUUGAGAUUCGGGUCAAUAACAUAUUAUCAGUUUGCACGCCCAAUACUAAUGUCCUUCUAUACAAACCGGAUGUCACUCUGGCGGCGAGAUUCCAAGCCCGAGCCGCCGGAAAGGACCUAUCCAUUUUCUUCGCAACUUCCGAUCCCUCUAAUUCAGGUACGUCCUGGAGCGUAAUACAUCCGAUGUCUCCGCGCCGUUCAGUUCAAGCCUUGCUACCACAACGAAUCUCAACUUUUGUGGAUUUCUCAAACCCCCGCGAUCGAGUUGGAUUGUUGAUCGCUUCUUGUCUCUCGCCAAUAUGCCUACAAACUACCAUGACCCGUAAUGGGCUAGAGCCUCGACCGACAGAGAUCCCAUUAAUGGACCAAUUUAAAUGCGCAGCAGCCGGAGCAUUAUCUGAGUUACAUUCUGGCAAGCAAGUUUCCCGGCCUGUCAUGAACAUUGGAGACAUUCUUACCCGGUCAACAACACCUGAAAUGCCAGUUGUGAACUGGAGCAAUACGGUUGAUACUCCGGUAAGACUUGCUUCUGUGGACAAACAAAUGCACUUCCCAGCAGACAAGACAUAUGUUUUCUUCGGUUUAAGCAGCGACCUUGGGCAGUCUUUGUGUGAUUGGAUGGCGUAUCAUGGCGCCCGGAAUCUCAUCCUUACUAGCCGUACCCCGAAAGUUGAUCCCAGGUGGCUAUCGGAGAUGGAAUCAAUUGGUGUGAGGGUGAAGGUUUAUUCAAAGUAUGUCCCUUUUUUUUGGUUUGUUGGAUAUAGACUUACUGUGGAUAGUGAUAUUACGGACAAAACUUCCGUCGAAACCCUAGUUGCUGAGAUCCGGCGUGACUUCCCGCCAAUUGCGGGUAUCAUGCACGGUGCUAUGGUUCUUGAUGAUACAUCAUUCUUUGAUAUGUCGUUUGAAAGCAUGAACAAGGUGCUUAAACCGAAAGUUUUGGGAAGUAUUCAUUUGAAUGAAUUAUUUCAAGACGAUACCCUAGACUUUUUCAUAUUCUUCUCGUCACUCACCUCCGUGGCUGGGAACCGCGGCCAGUCUAACUAUAGUGCCGCCAAUAUGUUUGGAACCUCUCUGGCUUUUCAACGUCGCCGAAAAGGUCUUGCAGGCUGUGUUUUACAUAUUGGUGCGGUUAUGGGCGUCGGGUACGUUAUGAGGGAAGUAACUGAGUCGGUCUUCUCAGCAAUUUAUAAAGCGGGGUUUAGAUGGAUGUCCGAGCGCGGAUUCCAUCAAUGUAUUGCUGAGGCGAUAUUAGCUGGCAGACCUAACUCUCACGCUAACCCGGAGAUCGUGACUGGCUUGCGAGUUAUCAACGCAAAUGAAGAAGAGCCAGCUCCUUGGAUGAAUAUCCCACGCUUCCAACACUGCAUCAAUUUGGGUAAAUCGGAUGGGUUGAAGAAGAACAGCGGAAAUACCGCUAUUCCGGUAAUGAUAAGACUUCGUGAAGCUGCGUCCGAGGAAGAAGCGCUUGAUAUAAUCAAAGAUGCCUUGCUCGCGAAACUACAAAUCGCACUCCAACUUCAAUUGGAAGACACAUCCAUUCGACACCAAGUACUUGAUCAAAGUGCUGACGAGCUCGGGAUUGACUCUCUUGUUGCCGUUGAGAUUAGGUCUUGGUUUUUAAAGGAACUGGAACUCGACAUGCCUGUUCUUAAGAUCCUUGGGAGUGCGACUAUUGCAGAUCUUUUGACUUUCACUCUUGAAAAGCUCCCUCCAGAGAUAACAUCAUUCCGGCAAGGAUCCCCUCUUCUACCUAUUGAAACCUCUGCAGAGCCUGAAACAGCCACGCCGAUGUCUACGGAUGCAUCCAGCUCCAGCGGGAGUAUUUCGACAGAAAACGGGACACAGACUUCUCCUUCUCCUUCUAAUCCUCCGGAAUCAAUGAGUUCAUUGACUACUGACGUGCGGAAACAACAUGAUAUAUUUCCAUCUCCCUCCGAGUCACCAGAAUCCAUUACUGGAAAUGAUUUACAAAAGCAGUUACCGAUAUCCUUUGGUCAGUCGAGAUUUUGGUUCUUAAGGCACUACCUUGAAGACCAAACCACUUUCAACAUCACAUUUUCUGUCCAAUUGCGCGGGUAUCUCCGAGUCAGUGACAUGGAAAAUGCUGUCAAGCUGUUAGGCUCCCGCCACGAGGCAUUGCGGACCUGUUUCUUUACCAAAGAUGGAGAGACUCCUAUGCAAGGCAUCCUCAAAGAAUCUCGUCUUCUACUGGAGAAGAAAACAAUACAAAAUCCAGAGCAAGUUACCGUGGAGUUCGAAUCGAUGCGGGAUUACGUCUUCGAUAUUGAACAUGGAGAAAACAUGAGAGUUCUACUUCUCUCUUUAACCCCCACCGUUAAUUAUAUGAUUAUCGGCUACCAUCAUAUAAAUAUGGAUGGCGCAAGUCUUGAGGUCUUCCUGGAUGAAUUGGAGAUGGCAUACACUCACAAACGUCUUCCGCAGCCCGUAUUCCAGUAUUCUGAUUUCUCUGAGCAGCAACGGUUGGAGUUUAAGAAAGGUCAAAUGAAUGCAGAGCUUAACUAUUGGAAAUCAGAGCUCUCUGACGACUUGUCAGUUCUGCCCUUAUUGCCUUUUUCAUCUGCUAAACAUCGAUCUCCCAUCGAAAAAUACGAACACCAUAGAGAAGACUGUCGCAUCAGUACUGAACUAGCUACCCAAGUCAAAGAUAUGUGUCGGAAGAAUAAAGUCAAUGUAUUUCACUUCUACCUUGCAACAUAUGCGGUCCUAUUGUCUAGGCUUCUCGAGGUGAAUGACCUCUGUAUUGGAAUGGCGGACGCUAACCGAAACGAAACGCAUCUGGUGAGAAGCAUGGGAAUGUACUUGAAUCUGCUUCCACUCCGCUUCCACCUCGGUCAGAACAAAUCUUUCACUGAGGUCUUAAAGGAAACUCGUCGAAAAGUGUAUUCGGCCAUCGGUCAUUCUCGCCUACCAUUCGAUGUUUUACUUGAAGAACUGAAAACGCCUAGGUCGACGGAAUUCAGUCCGUUGUUUCAAGCGUUUAUAAAUUAUCGCCAGGGUGUCAAAGAACAAAGACGCAUGGGAGACAUGGAAGGCCAAGGGGAAGAGUACGCUUUUGGUCGCACCGCAUACGACAUUACUUUGGAUAUAUUUGACAACCCAGGAAGCAAUCCCUUUGUAAUGUUUAUUGUACAAAAGCAACUGUACUCUCACAACGAUGCCAAAAUCCUUGCUAAGGCCUACUGCAACCUGCUGGACUAUUUUUCGACGAGUCCAGCUGCAACCCUAGAAUCGAUGUCUCCAUUUACGGCCAAUGACAUUGCCAUAGGGCUGGAACUUGGUCAGGGCCCUAUUCGCAAUACCGAAUGGCCCGAAACGUUAGCACACCGUAUAGAUCAAGUUGCCAUGAAACAACCAAAUUCGAUAGCUCUCAAUGACGCCUCGGGGAUUUGGUGGACAUAUCAGCAGAUGAUUGACCGUGUUAAUGGAAUAGCAUUGGCACUCAUCAAAGCAAACAUACCUCUGAAAUCACCGAUUGCUGUGCUCCAGGAGCCCACGCUGGAUUGGGUCUGUUCGUUGCUGGCUAUCUUAAGGGUUGGUGGUAUUUAUGUGCCUUUGGACGUAAAUAUACCUUCAGCUCGAUUGAAUACUAUAAUUGAGAACUGUCGUCCAGCCGGGAUCUUAAUUCAUAACGAAACCUCUGGCAGGAUAAAUGACCUUGAAAUGCUCAGGAGCACGAUUAUUGUCAACAUUUCCGCUUGUUCCAGUCAGUUUUCAGGCGAAAGCAUAGAAAUCACAGCUCGUGCGGAAGAUGCAGCCGUGAUACUUUAUACAAGCGGGACUACGGGAGUUCCCAAAGGUGUGGUCAUGUCGCAUGCAGGAUUACGGAAUCGAAUGGAGUUUGCAAUGGUCUCAACCCCAGGCACUGUCCUCCAGCAAACCGCUCUAAGCUUCGAUUUAUCCAUUUAUCAAGCGCUUCUCUGCAUCUCUCGUGGCGGGACUUUAGUCGUGGCCCCAAAAUCAGUACGAGGUGACCCAUUCGCAAUUUCUCAACUGCUUGUACGCGAAAAUAUCACAUAUACUGGAGCCACGCCCUCGGAGUAUUUGAGCUGGAUCAACUAUGGCAAAUUUGAAUUAAUCAACAGCAAGCAGUGGAGAUACGCCAUGUCCUGUGGGGAACAAUAUCCUCAAAGGCUUGUUAGCGAAUUCCAAAACCUCUCGCUUCCUCAUUUACGCCUGAUCAAUGCAUAUGGUCCAACCGAAAUAACCUUUGAGUCAAACAACUUUGAAAUACCCAUCAUAGAACCCGCGGGCACCCGUAUCCCCGUGGGCCAUACCCUCCCGAAUACCUCUAUCGUCAUCCUAGACGAGAACCUGAAUCCAGUUCCUGCAGGAUUCCCUGGGGAAAUCUGCAUUGGCAGUGCAAGCUUGGCUUUAGGUUACCUCAACGAUGAAUCUCUCACUGCAAAGAAAUUCGUUUCUCAUCCCUUCCCUUCCGGCCAGCUUGCAUCUUAUGGCUUAGACAAGAUAUAUCGAUCAGGAGAUAAAGGAAGAUUAAAGGAAAAUGGACUGCUUGAGAUUCUUGGUCGUAUUGAUGGGGAUACUCAAAUUAAACUGAGGGGGAUUCGCAUCGAAACUCAGGAUAUUGAGAGAACCAUUCUGAAUUCAGCCAAAGGGAAACUGGCUGAUGUUGCCGUUGUACCUCGUGGAGAUCCGCCGGUGUUGUUAGCUCAUGCCGUAUUCUCAUCCGCAGCUACCGUCGUUGACAAGGCCGGAUUCUUGAAAAGCUUAAUCCCAUCUCUUCCCCUUCCCCAGUACAUGAAACCAGCAAUGAUUGUCUCCAUUGAUUCAAUGCCGCUCAGCGUGAACGGAAAGGUCGACAGACGCGCUCUUCGAGAGCUUCCUCUAGCCAGUAUAUCCGGCACAUCCGGAGCCGUUGUUGAACUUAAUGAGACCGAGUCGGGGCUCCUAGAGAUUUGGGAAGAAGUCAUUUCAAAGGACGUAUUGCGUUCCUAUAACAUUGACAGAAGCACAGAUUUUUUCAAUAUCGGCGGAAAUUCUAUGCUCCUGAUCAAAGUUCAGGACCUCAUUAAGCGUCGCUUUGAUAUUAGUUUGGCCUUGAUUCAUCUCUUUGAGAAUAGCACGCUCAGUGCCAUGGCUGCUGCAAUCUGGAGCUUACCGGGAAUCGGAUCCCCUGUUAUAAACUGGGAUGCAGAAACAUCGGUUCCCGAAUAUUUAAAAAUCGAAUCUCCGAUUACCGUAGCUAACAACCCACCCCGUGUGGUGGUUCUCACCGGCGCCACUGGAUUCUUGGGUAAAGAGAUUCUCCAGGAGCUCCUUACAUCAACUUUCGUGGAGAAGAUUCACUGCGUCGCCGUUCGAACCGGUAGCAAACUCGACGAAUUUUGUGAGCCUGGCAAGGUAGUCGUUCACAGAGGUGACCUUAGUCACCCCCUUCUCGGGCUUUCGGAGGACGUGGCUAGGUCGAUUUUCAAUGAAGCCGAUGCCAUCAUCCAUAAUGGAGCUGAUGUUUCCUUCCUCAAAACGUAUCAAUCCCUAAAGCCAUCAAAUGUUGGCUCCACUAAAGAGCUGGCCAAACUUGCCCUAAGCCGCCACAUUCCAUUCCAUUAUAUCUCCACGACAACAGUUGGGCGCUUGAACAAGUCAGAAACAUUUGAAGAAGUCUCGUUAGCAUUGUCUCCACCACCGCCAUCCUUCAACGACGGCUAUUUGACGUCGAAGUGGACAAGUGAAGUGUUUCUCGAAAAGAUAAGCGCCAAGUUCGGUCUCCCGGUGUGGAUUCACCGCCCGUCUAGUAUCCUUGGUGACGACGCCGGUGACCUCGACAUAAUGAAUAGCGUGCUGAAAUACUCUCUGCUUACAAAGAUGGCUCCUCGAUCCAAGCUUUGGAAGGGCCAUGUGGAUUUUGUUACAGCCGCCCACGCUUCGAGCGCAAUCGUUGAAGAGGUGUUCAGGACUCGAGCGGAUAAAGAGGCUGCACCAGCGUCUAUCACCUAUCUCCACCAUUCCGGGGACCUGGAGAUGCCGAUGGAUGCGAUGGAUGCAUUCAUGGAAGAGGAGGAUGGCAGUGGCGCUGCGUUUUCGCAGUUGCCUUUAGCUGAGUGGAUACAACUUGCGAAAGAACACGGUAUGGACACCCUCGUUGCCGGAUACUUGAGCGCUAUUGAGGAAAAUGGUGUGGAGAUGUUCUUCCCACGAGUGGUCAAGUCCAUGAAGGCAUGAGAGAGAGAAACUCCAGGAGGUUUAUUUUACGCAUCUGAGAUUUUCGGACUCAAUUUUAAUUAUAACAUAUUGUAAUGUAUAUUAGUAGUACACUUCAUUCUAUUUAUGACAACAC